AUGGACUUGGGAGCGCUGUCGCAGCUGAUGGGGAAGGUGUCGAACGAGGGGAGGGAGAGGAUUGUCGAGACGGCUGAGCUCAAGUCAAGUUUCGUCGAUCCCAAGGCCAUCUCAGGUCGAGGGCUCAUGGGCCUUGUACACAGGGAGGCAGAGGACGUGGAGAGCUUGCAGAGAGAGAUCAGCUUCCUUGCGAGCGAGGAGAUGGGAAAGAGGAGGGCGGCCCUUGGUAGGAUCAGCCUGCUAGUGCGCAAUGACGACACGCCGCUUGUUGUGCUAGACAAGGUCUGGAAAGAGUUGUCGAUCGAGCUGAUCAAACUCAUGGCGGAUCCUGUUGAGAGGAUCCGUGAUAUGGCGAUGCGAUGUCUGCUCUCCUUCCUGGACAAGGUCACCUCGGUCUCCAGCGUGCUUCCUAUCGUCAUCCCGUGCAUGGUGUACAGAGUCGCAACAUCGCCUGCUGAGGAGAGCUCGGAGGAGAUCCGGCUCCUCCUCGUCCUCAUCCUUGGACGUCUAGUGGCUCUUUGCCCCAAGGUGGUCGGGCAGUACAUGGACGCGAUUCACUCCAUCCUCCAUGCCUCCCUCCAGGACUCCCAUCCAGCGGUCAGGAAGGAAGCCUGCAGCAUUCUCGUCUCCCUCUGCAGCUGUCAGAAGGAGAGCAUGAAGAUGGUGGUGAGGUACGAGGAGACGAGGGCUGGAGCAGAGCCACGCUACAGGUACGGGGAGCUCAUAGAUAGCCUCAAGAGCACGCUCAGGCACAAACACUCGUCUGUGAGGAAAGUUGCAGUGACUGCCCUCGGCUCCCUCCUGCUCGUGGGGGACAAGAACGUAACGCUGGUGGAGGACCUGGUGGCCUGGCAGCUACCCAACGUCAUUCCAGUCUGGCAGUUCUUCUCCGGGGGAGUGUGGGAGGAGGGGAAACUUGUGAAGCCCGAGGAGCGGCAGCCCCGCCACAACUUCCUCGCCCUCCUCGCAAGUGACCCGAGCGCCAAAGUCAGGGAGAACUUCAUCUCCGUGCUCAUCGACUGGAUGACGCGGCUCAACGAUCGCUGGGACCACGAGAGUCGGCUCCUCCCCUACCUCCUCAAUGGGCUCUGCGAUCCGUGCCCUCCUCUCCGCAUGGCGACCUUCGAGGCGAUGGAGCGGCUGGGGGAGACGCACGAGAACGAGAGGGAGAACAACGAGCGAGACAAGCAGGAGCUGCGAGACUUCCUUGAGUACGGGCACAAGACCCCGUCGGAGCAGAACGCGACGGAGAGGUGGAGGAGCUGCAAGCACGAGCCUCCCUUCACCAGGAGGCCGCGGCUGGGAGCGCGCAUGGUGGUCAGGAACAACUUCAGGAGGCUGUGCCCGACGCUGGUGCGGGAGCUCAACGACUGGCAGCCCAAGACGAGGAGCAUGGCAGCGCAGCUGCUGUACUACCUCGUCCUCUACACUGAGUACUGGGUGACCAACGACGUUCGGGCAAUGGUCGAGUCCUUCACCAAGUGCUGCUUCCGCUCCCUGGCAGAGAUGGAGGAGGGAGACCCGGAGGCGAGGCUGCUGCUUCGCCAAAUCCUCCUGUGCGCGCGGACCGUCGGGGAGUUCAUCGACCCCUCCGUCUACAUGCCGCUCCUGCUCCCGACGGUUAGAGGAGAGACUGACCUGGACGUCCACCGACGUUGCGCUGCUGUGGAAAUCCUGCGGGCCAUGUGCGAGGGUUGCUCCUCCUCCUGGCUCGUGCCCCACGUGUCGACCAUGAUCGCCGCCCUCGACUGCUCCUCGAUCUCCGAGUCGCGUGACCCUCGCCUGUCCUCUCAGCUCGUUCGCUGCUCGCAGCAGCUUGCUGAGUCUUGCGGGGAGAAGCUGGACGAGGAGUCGAGGAGGCAGAUGACGCAGAUCGUGGUGUCUGUGCAGGUGAAGGCCUGGUGCUUCGGGCAGAAGCAGGUCACCGACUUCCCUGCGAGCUCUGAGGAGCUGGACAAGUACGCGAGGGACUGGAGGAGCGUGCAGUUCUCCUGCCAUCAAGCUCUGCGGGCGAUCGCGAGCACGGCCUGCUCCUCCAUCAGCUCCCUCCUCUCCGACCACUUCUCCUCUUUCCUCGAGACCCUGAUGCCCGGGCUCACCAGGCUGAGCUGCCUGCACGAGCUCGCCCUGCUCGAAGUCCUCUACCGCCAGCUGGACGAGGAGGACGUCUCCCAGCCGCUCCUCCAGCUCCUCCUUGCUGAGCUCGUCCGCCUCGUGCAGCUUCCCAGCUCCUCCUCUCCCAGCUCCUCCUCCUCCUCCUCCUUCCUCCUUGAGUGCAUUAUCUUCGUGAACUUCGUCGUCCAAGACCCUUCCCUCCCCUUCCCUCCGCAGCUCUUCAAGCAGCUCUUCCUCGCCCUCCUCAGGGUGGCUCUGUGGGCGAGGCAGACGACGAGCGCUGAAAGGGGAGAGGAGCAGGAGGGUGAGGAGCAAGCCGAGAGGAAGAAGGUGGAAGAUGAACGAGCGGAGCGAGCCUUGCUCUGUCAGACAGCGUUGGAAGCCGCUUACAUGGCGAGCGCGGGGGAGCAGGCGGAGGUUCUGUUCGAAGAGGAGGCGAUGAAGCUGGUGGGUGAUACUCUGUGCGCAAUGAUGGAGGAGGAGAACGCCAAGACACGCGAGCUGGCGUGUUAUCUCACUCAGAAUGUGAUGAUAGCUACGAAGAAUCAACGUGACAUGUUGGAGUUUGAGGAGGAGAUGAGGAAACAGCUGUUGUUGAGGAUGGACGAUAGUGCAGACGCGGUGCAGCAGGCAUCUUUCCAGGCGAUGGAAAGUUUGUUGGAGAAGAGAGCGAAUUCCGGUGGGAUUGAAGGGCAUGUCGUCGAGACGAUCAAGAAGAAAAUCUCGCAAACUCUCGAAGAACCUCAAGUUUCAGAUGACAUCGCAGAAAUCUGCAGACGUUUGAUGGAAAUCUGCCAAUAA
Guillardia theta CCMP2712 is the source of this 2916-nucleotide messenger RNA. RefSeq lists its product as hypothetical. The transcript is spliced from 5 exons. The record is from RefSeq and is a predicted model, not a curated record. NCBI's taxonomy places the organism in Eukaryota, Cryptophyceae, Pyrenomonadales, Geminigeraceae. Gene Ontology annotation, molecular function: protein binding. Bases 1 to 2916 code for a protein of 971 amino acids.